GUGUGUGUGUGCGUCUGUUUACGCCCACAGUUUUUUUUGUGCGCGUUUGUGUGUGUGAUGCUGUCGCUCAGUCUGACAGGUAUAGUGUUGAGGAGGAGAGGCUGGCACACGCAGAGAUGCGGCAGCUCUCUCUUCCACGGCGUCCUUGCCCAUUCAACCCAGGCUGACAGUGAGCUGCCUCACACAUGGCCCGGGCCUCAUGCAUAUGGAGGAGGGCAGACGGAGGGAAAACAGGAAUAACAACUACCUGUUUAAUCCCUCAGUUUGUCUUCCUGGCUGUGGGCCUCACAGGGGCCACCUUCUAUCUGAUUCGUCUGGCAAGAGGACCACAUGUCACCCUCUGGGACAGGAAGAACAACCCAGAGCCCUGGAACAAGCUCGACCCGACCUACCAGUACAAGUUUGUGGCCGUCAACACAGACUACAAGAACCUGAAGAAAGAUGGCCCUGACUUCUAAAGGUCCUCCAGGCAACUCCGGGGGCACCAAGUUUGGCGUGACCUCCUGCUGCCAUGUCUUCCAG
Acanthopagrus latus (yellowfin seabream) is the source of this 522-nucleotide messenger RNA. Its product is annotated as cytochrome c oxidase subunit NDUFA4. The coding region runs from base 186 to 458 and encodes 90 amino acids. The transcript has 4 exons. The record is from RefSeq and is a predicted model, not a curated record. NCBI's taxonomy places the organism in Eukaryota, Metazoa, Chordata, Actinopteri, Spariformes, Sparidae.